Messenger RNA from Phyllopteryx taeniolatus (common seadragon), 5783 nucleotides. It is a transcript of the gene lonrf2, whose product is annotated as LON peptidase N-terminal domain and ring finger 2. The record is from RefSeq and is a predicted model, not a curated record. Gene Ontology annotation, molecular function: protein binding. NCBI's taxonomy places the organism in Eukaryota, Metazoa, Chordata, Actinopteri, Syngnathiformes, Syngnathidae. The transcript has 12 exons. Bases 742 to 3024 code for a protein of 760 amino acids.
CAAUGAGGGAGAUCGUCGCGCAUCAUGUGACCCGUCUAAGCGAAUGGGAGCACGACAAACUGCAGCUAGUGAGCCGAGCAGGAGCAACAAACACUGGCAAACGAGCGAGGUGGUCGACGUCGUUAGCCGCCCGGACUAAUUUAGCUGUGGAGUGUCGACAAGAAAAUCUUGACUUUUUGUUCUGUUUUACCCAUUAAGAAGGACGUUUUAUUAACAUUCGAGUCGUCGUUCGAGAGUGUGGAUUUGUUAGUGUAAGUGGUUGUUUGUGUGUGUGUAGCGGCUUGGUCGACGUUAGCUCGAUGUUAAAAUGUUGCUAACUUGUCUGCUAUUUAAAAAGGACAAAAAAAAGACCACCGGGGGCGAGAGUUUAUAGUUAUUUAGUAAUUAAGGUUACUCCGCUUUAAUUUAUCGUCAAGCUUGACUUGAUAUUUUUUUUUUUGCCCUGCUUGAAUGAGGUGGAUAUUAAUUUAAGCUUCUUAUUCGCUAAACUGCAACCGGUUUAUUUAACGCGUGUAACAAACAAAAAAAAAGGCUCAUAGUCUGGUGUGUUGAAUCCAGAAUGAAUCCGAAUCGACUCCCAAUGGCGAGUGCGCGAUCACAUUCUGGUGUUUUCUUGGAGGGCAGAGAGUUACGAUAAGUCCUCUGACCCCUCUUAACUCGUAUUUGUGUGUGGUUUUUUUUUGUUUAAUAGUGACUUUAUCUUUAUUGUAUUUUUUAAUUUAUUUAUUAAAUACAUUAACCAUGGAGGUUGAACUGCUACUCCACCCGCUUUCGCUCCCUUCCGCCCCGGGCAUCUGCCCCGAGAUGCUGGAGGUUGCGGCGGAGGCCAGCCGCGCCGGUGAUUUUAGCUUGGCCGCCGAGAUCUACAGCUCGCAGCUGGCCGACCUCCAGCAACCCGACAGGGGCUUGUGCCUCCGCAAGGCUGACUCCCUAGUACGCGCCGGGCGGAUCUCCGAGGCGCUGGACUCGUACUGCGCCGCGGCCAGCCUGGGCAAACUGCGGCCGGAGGAGCUGCCACUGCUGGUGGACAGUAUCGCCCGGAGCCUCCGAGAGAAGGAACCGGGCCUCCGGAGCACCAGCGGCGGGGAAGAAAGCGAGAACGCUGAUGGGGAAAUCUCCGAAGACGACCCACUGGACUUGUUUUCAUGCGGCUUGUGCCGGUGCCUGCUCCACGAACCUUCCACGGUGGAGUGCGGGCACACAUUCUGCAAACGCUGCCUGGAUGCCGACGCGGUGACGGACUGCGUGCACUGCAAGCGAGGCCUGGCCCGGAAGGAGGGUCUACCGAACGGCCGCCGGCUGGACGUGGUGCUUGGUGGCCUUCUGGACAAACUCUUCGCCACCGAGAGCCGAGCACGCCGGCUGUGGAUCGACGGCGAGGUGCUGUGGCAGGGCCGGAACCUGACAGAGGCCCUGGAGAAAUACGACGAGGCGGUGGAAUUGGCGCCAGCUUCAGGCCGCCUACUGUGCCAGCGCGCUGAGCUACACAUGGAGAUGAGCAACGUGAGUCGGGCGCUGAAGGACGCCAGCAGCCUGUGCCAAAUUAAACCUCUCUGGCCAAAGGCUCACUACCUGAAGGCCACCACGCUAAGCAAAGCGUCACGCAACGAUGAGGCCCUGCAGGAGUACUUCCUGUGUGUGGCUCUCAAACCCAACUGGACCAAAGUCAGAUUGGAGGCUCAGAAGGUCCUUGCCGAGCUCUUCUCCUCAGUGUUUGAGAACCAAGACAUGCCCACGCCACUGCACCCCCUCCAGGGCGGGGUGGCCUUGCGCCCCAUCAAGGCCCCUGUCCUGCUGAGGACCCUGAGACCCCUUGCUCAGAAGCCUGCUUCAUCCUCGCAGGACUCUGACUCGAGCGUGACAGAAAGCUCCUUGACGGACGAGUCGUCUUCCAGAGCGUGGGAGUCUUGUGAUCCACCACCUGAGGGAAGUGCCACCAGCAACAAGAGCCUGGCUGAGAUCCUGGCCUCUGUACCACCAGUGCCACCAAUUGGGUUUAAGAGAAAACAGAGUGAUGACGGAUGCUUCAAUCCUCCCGCCAAGCUGCUCAAACCUGGUGAGUCGACCAGCGUCAAGAUGGCGACUGCAUGCAUGGGGAGAGUGGUGCCUACUGAGCUGUUGGACAGUGGCGACAUGGAGUGUUCGCUCUGUAUGAGGCUGUUCUACGAACCGGUGGCCACGCCCUGCGGACACACCUUUUGCCUCAGGUGUCUCGAGCGCUGCCUGGACCACAACCCCAACUGCCCUCUGUGCAAGGAGAACCUCUCAGAGUUCUUGGCCACGCGAGGCUACAAGAAGACACUGCUGAUGGAGGAAGUGCUGCAGCGCUACCUCACCAGCGAGCUGGCAGAGAGGAAGAAGAUCCACGAGGAGGAAAUGAAGGAGCUCUCCAACUUGAACCAGGAAGUGCCCAUCUUCAUUUGCACCAUGGCCUUCCCCACCAUCCCAUGUCCGCUGCACGUGUUCGAGCCGCGCUACCGCCUCAUGAUCCGCCGUUCCAUGGAGACGGGCACCAAGCAGUUUGGCAUGUGCAUCGCCGACGAGCUCAAAGGCUUCGCCGACUACGGCUGCAUGCUACAGGUCCAAGACGUCAAGUUUUUCCCCGAUGGACGCUCGGUGGUGGAGACCGUCGGGGUGUCUCGCUUCAAAGUCUUAAGUCAUGGCCAGAGAGAUGGCUACCACACUGCCAAAAUUGAGUACCUGGAAGACAAAAAGGUGGAAGGCGACGAGCUGGUGGAGCUGCUAAGACUUCACGACGCUGUAUACGAGCAGGCCAGCAACUGGUUCACGUCGCUCAAAGACAACAUGAAGACGCAAAUCAUCGGUCACUUUGGACACCUGCCCGGCAAAGACCCUGAUCCCCAGGCGAGUGGCAGCGGCCCGGCGUGGUGCUGGUGGCUUCUGGCUGUGCUGCCACUUGAGAACCGGGCCCAGCUCACCAUCCUGUCCAUGAGCGCCCUGAAGGAGCGGCUGCUGGCCAUCCGCAAGGUCCUCAUCUUCGUCAUGCGCAAGAGGCCACGGUGACAAGGGACGUCCGACCGGAACCGCCAGAACAUUCGCGCACAACCAGUCAAUCCAGUCACUUUAUUUUGUCAUUUGCAUCUUGUUGUUAUACAAAUCCUGUGUUUGCUUAAAUGCUCGCCAUCUGUCGCUUCUUCUUCUUCUUUCUUUUCACGUCAAUGAUGGAAAAUAAGACCCUUAUCGCACUGGCCUGGAGUCUAGUUGGCGACCUGAUGGCGACUCGAGUCUCCACUGGUUGCGGAGAUGACUCCAUGAAGUCUGGAGUCUCUGUAUUUAAAAAAAAAUGUUUUUCCUAACACGCUUAUAUCUUAAAAAAAAAAAAAAAAAAAAAAAAGCCCAAUGUUUUGUCACAAAACUGCAAGUCAUUACCACAAUGUAUUUGAACAUCUCUAGCUAUGCCCACUUCAACCUCUGAAAGUAUCAGUCACCCCAAUGUUUUGGAUUUUAUGGAAGUAAAGUCUUUCCUAUAUGCUUGUAUAGUUAAAGGAAAAAAAACCCAGUUUUAUGUCACAAAACUGUAAUCAUCACCACAGUGUAUGUUGACAUCUCUACUUAAGCCCACUUCAUACUCUGAAAAUAUCAGAAUGAUCACCCCAAAAGUUUGGAUUUUAUAAACUUAAAGCAUUUUCCUAUACACUUAUAGUAAAAAAAAUAAUACUAAUAAUUUAAAAAAUCCCAAUGUCGUUUUAUAUCACAAAACUGUGAGUAAUUAUCACCACAAUGUAUGUGGAUAGCUCUACCUAUGCCCACUUCAAAAUUCACAAAAAUGAGAGCGAUCGUCCCCAAAAUGAAUGUGCACAUCUCUACCUAUGCCCACUUUAAACUGAAACUAUCAGAACAAUCAGACCAAUAGUUUGAAUCCAUUUUUUCCUCAUAAGAGGACUGUCUCGGCGUCUGUGCUCUGCGCUCAGCCAACGGAACACAGACACACACAUUAUUUAUUUGAAGAAUAUAUACAGUAUGUACUGUAUGUAGGACUAUAUCACCGACUUCUGGGUGAAUUGGUUGUCACGUUGUCUGGAGAUGUCUCCCAGACAUCUUUCUGGUGAGAGCGCAAGCAAUAUUUUUGUCUCCCAGGUCCUGAAGUUGCCGCAACUGAUCAGUCUCGGCGACGUCUCCGCCAGUGAGUUAGGCCCUUAAGAUGCCCCAUUUUUUUCCCCCUCAAGGAAAACUUCCACUGCAUCCAGUUUAGGCAAUGAACUAGGCUCGGGAAGCUCACUCCAUUCACUCUACAUCGCACUGUGUUGUAGUUAUAUGCUGUAUAAAUAUACAAAAUAUUUUACUUCAAAAUGGUCCGUGUUUCAAUUGCUACCGCAGCCCUUUUAGGAGGCAAAGUAGCCUGGGAGAACUUUCCACCACUGAAGUGUCACGAUAGCAGCUACCAUAAUGUUAAGUGAAAACUUUUAGUUCAACAAGGCCCUGGUUUAAAUUGUUUUCAACUGCUACUGCACCCAGUUUAGGCAGUAAACUAGCCUGGGAAUCUCAAUACAUUUACUUGGCCACCACAUUGUUUUAGCUUUGUGCAACUACUGCACUAUUUUUUAUUUUUUUAUUACAAACUACCAGUUAAAAGAGGCCCUGUUUUACUUUGUUGCAAUUUCUAUCUCCCCCCGUAUAGGCAGCACACUAGCCUUGGGAACUUCACUCCCACACUCAAGUCUUGUUGCUAUUGAAGUUAUCAUAAUUAGUGUAAACUUAGUUAAAAAAUGGCCCUGGUGGUACAACACUCUGUUUUAGCUAUAUAAAGCUACUGCACUAUUUUGGACAAUCUUUGUCUUUUAUUAAAACAGGGCAUUUAUUACUUUGUUGCGAUUGCUACCACAGCCCAUUUAGGCACCACACUAGCCUUGGGAACCUCACUCCCCCACUCGGCGUUGUAGCAUUAUGCAGCUAUGGCAAUGCCCUGUAUGAACUUGUAUUUCUUAGUUCCAAUAAGGUCCAGUUUUGGUUUGGUUUAUUUUGUAUUAUAUAUUUUAUAUUGCGACCACAUCCCCGUUAGGCAGCAAGCAAGCUAUGGGGAACCUCAAUUUGUGUACAUUACAACUCUGUAGCUAUAUGCAGCUAUAACUUAAGCAUUCUUCUAUUUUACGUCAACUGUACAGACCAAAAAAAAAAAAAAAGCAAAAACUCAAAUGUACAUAGUCUUCCACGCUGGGCAUAUAGCAUAUCGGCGCUAGCUCUCCCUACUAGCGUUUGUUGUUCUCUGUUUGAUCCAGUUGGUGGCUUGUGGUGCAUUUUGGCACCCCCUUCCUCUCCUCACUAGUGUUGCAGUACUACUGUUGAUGCUUGAAUGUGAGUUGUCAGUGUUUAUGUAACAUGGAGGCCUUUUUGACAUCUUUGUGUGUGUGCGCGUGCGUGCUCGCGGUACAUUUACAUACUUUUCUCACCGUGCGUGUGAUGUUUGCGUCAAACUUCUUGAAUGUAUUGGUAGCAGCAUUUAUUCUCUUUUAAACUCAAAAGCACUUAAAAACGCAUCAAUUUGCACUCUUGCUGUCUGUCUGACGUGGAAAUGAAAAUUGUUGCUUACACUAAUAAUUUAAAAGAAAAAAUUUAAAAGCAGUUGUGGUUUUAAAUAACGGUAGGGAAUGUUCCAGUGAGAAAGGCUAAAUGUACUGUAAAUGUUUUUCUUCUCUUCUGUCCUGCCAAAUAUUUGUGAUCUCUUUCAUUGGCAGGAUUCACGACAUGCUGCGUUUGCCUGAUUAUUUGGAAAAGGGAGAUAUUGUACUUAUUUUUUACUGUCAAUAAAUGAAACCAAAUCGUGA